CUGUUGAGCAUCCUGCAGUCUCACAUGAUCAGCUGUCCUGGUGGGGUGGAGUGUGGGAAGGUGUCAAAAUAUGUCUCUCAAUUUUUUUUUUUUCUUAAAAGGGAAAGCCAGAUGAGUGCCAAAAGCCCUGUUCUCUUCUUUAGCCCUGCAGUAACAAACUACAUGAGUGUAUGUUAUUAAGAUGAUAAGAUUAAAUUUCUAGCUACUAACAUGCUAUCACAACAGCAAAGGGGGAUGAAAGAUCUUGAAAAAAUUAUGAAAAUUAGCUUGACGGUCUCCUUUUAAUAAUAAGAUCACUCCUAACCCCAACAGACAGUGUAGGCUAGAAUUCCACGGGGCUUUUUUGUGGUCCUAAUGAUUUUAAUAAUACUUUGUGCUAUGUAGCACCUUUCAUUAGAGGAUCACAAAGUGCUUUACAGUCACUAAUUAAUUAAGCCUCACAACACUCCUGUGAGAUAGGUAAGUAUUAGACAUAUAUUAAGCUGAGACACUGAGAGUUAAUGAUUUUUUGCUGCAUUAUUCUGGCAAAAUGAUGGAUGUUUAAGCACUGUAUGUGUAAUAUAUAUGCGUGUGGGGGUGUGUAAUAUAUAUGAGUGUAAAAGUAUUAAUUUUACUAUACCUGAACAAAGAGGCCCUACUUGAGCCUGUUGAAUAUAAAUGUGUAUUUUCAUUUAACUUGAUGCUGCAGCAUACUGAUGGAUAACAUCACAGUCUUUUUAGGCCCUUGACUCAGUUUGCUGUUUGUAGACUUGUACAGAUAUUAUUCAGCGGUGUAUCACGAGAUUCAGACCUCUUCAUAAAUUCUGUUAAAAAGAGAAUAUGACUAAGACUUGACCUAAACCUGCAGAGCAAGCGGAAGGCAACAGCCAUACUGUUGCAAUAGGCUUUGAUGACAAGUCAUCAUGUUCAGUAAAAGUAAAGAGUAGCAAGAGUGACCCAUUGAGAGAGCUGAUGAUCAGCAGAUAAUUAGCCUUUGUGUUCACUGCUCGUAAGAAACUGUUGCUUAUCAGAAUUUGCUUUUUUGCUUUUCUUUUUUGAAACAAGUGCACUAGUCACUAUGGUAGUUUAUUAUUGUGAAUUAAUAGAGGAUUCCGCCUUCUGCUUCCAGGUACAAACUGUUGUGGCUGCAAAACAGAAAAACCUCUGUUAGAUACAGGAAUUGGGCAGAGUAGCCUUGCCUGGUUUUGAGGGAAACUGUAUGUAGCUCUUAGUAUUAGUUCAACUUGAAAAUAGUUGAGAGUGAUCAUAUCAGGUAAAACAAACCCAUAUGGUUUAAAGGAUAAUUUAAGUGUAAGGAAAAUAAGAUACUGACCCCUGGAUUAUGGAUGAGUUCUGCAACCUGGGACAUACACAAAGUUCAAGACACCUUUUCAUUUACAUCAAGCUUAGUGGUUGUUUUUUUUUUUUCCUUUCAUUUUGGAAACAUGACCAUUUGCAUGUAGUUAAGGUAGUUCUGUCCUAGUGUCUGCUCAGCAGUUGGCCUCUACUAAAUGGCCAAGAAUUUCGUUUGUUAUUGUGGUAGCAUUUUUGAGAUGUGGCUGGUUACCCAUUGGCAACUAAACUAAUACCACGAAAUACAUUGCAACUGGAGCUGUAGGCAGCCGGCAGGUGAUAACUUGCAAUUGCUGACAGCAGAACCUGGACUGGAACCAGUUAUUUGUAUGCCAUUUUCACUUCCUUUUAACCCAGUCCCUUUACAAUAAAUACCCACUGAUAUAUGUGAAUUUUCAAGACACGUUUCUACAGCAUUUAUCCAGCUGAUUUUCAAAACUUACAGCUCAUUUUAAACUUACUUUUUGGUGGACUUUACAUCUAGGACAGUUUUUGCUUUUUUGUUUUGCUUUCUCUUGAGUGUGUGUGUGUGUGUGAGAGAGAGAGAGAGAAAGAGAGAGAGAGACUGUCUAAGGAGAAGACAGCUAUGGUAUUUCUCAUGCUUAAGAGAAGUAGAGAACAGACACUAUUUGCAUAGUGCCCACUAAUAGAUGCAUGUAAAUGUACAAUAGGCAUAACAAUGUUUGUAAAUAAAAAGCUUAUUUUGAAUACAUAACUUAGGAAGGAAAACCUUUUUUUUUGUUUUGUUUUGCAGAUAUACAGAUCAGCUCUCAAAAUGUCUUCUGUGUCUUCCGUGCAUCUUCUAAGACAAUUGCAUUAGCCUGCCUGCUAGUUGACUAAUAGAAUUAAUAAUUGUAUAAAGCACUCUAAAGCCACAUGCCUUAUGAAGUCAAUGCUGGGUAUGAUUUUACAAAUAUGGUCCGGAAAAAGAACCCCCCUCUAAGAAACGUUGCUAGUGAAGGUGAGGUACAGACCCUUGAGUCUACAGGUACUGAAAGUGAAGAGUCUGGAAGGAAAAAAGAAUUUUCCACAGAGCAGAUGCAAGAAAACACUGACCAGCCUGAUGCGGCAGAGUUGAAUAACAAGGAGGAGCUUUGCACGCAUGUCCAAGAGCCAUCUUCCAGCAUUAAAAAGGACUUGAAAAGCUCAGUGCUGAGUGAAAAGGCUGGCUUCAAUUAUGAAAGCCACAAUAAGGGAGGAAAUGUUCCAUCCUUCCCUCAUGAUGAGGUGACAGACAGAAAUAUGCUGGCUUUCUCAUCUCCAGCUGUUGGGGGAAUCUGUGAGCCCUUGAAGUCUCCUCAGAAAUCAGAUGCAGAUGACACCCAAGAUGUGGUCUGUGCCCCGUCAGGAGAUGCAGCACAGACAAAUGAGGAGCAUCAGAUGUCGCCAAAAGCUUCAGAUGAAACAGCGCAAGUGCAAAGUGGUCAAACUGAUGGCCAAGGCUCAAGCCCGGUCCCCAUGGCCUCAAAAAACCCACAAGUGCCUUCAGAUGGGGGUUUAAGGCUGAACAAAUCUAAAGCAGAUUUGUUGGUAAACGAUAACCCAGAUACGGCGCCUCUGUCUCCAGAGCUUCAGGACUUCAAAUGCAACAUCUGUGGGUAUGGUUACUACGGGAACGACCCCACAGAUCUCAUCAAACACUUCCGCAAGUACCACCUAGGACUGCACAACCGCACCAGGCAGGAUGCUGAGCUUGACACUAAAAUUUUGGCUCUCCACAACAUGGUGCAAUUCAGCCACUCCAAAGACUUCCAGAAAGUCAACCGCACUGUGCUUUCGGGGGUGCUGCAGGACAUCAAUUCCCAGAGGCCUGUCUUAUUAAAUGGGACUUACGAUGUGCAGGUUACUUUAGGUGGAACCUUUAUUGGAAUUGGGCGGAAAACUCCAGAUUGCCAAGGCAACACCAAGUACUUCCGCUGCAAAUUCUGCAAUUUCACCUACAUGGGCAACUCGUCCACUGAACUAGAGCAACACUUCCUACAGACUCACCCAAACAAAAUGAAAGCAGCCCUUCCCUCCUCUGAUUCUGGUAAAACUUCAGAGAAAAACUCCAAUAAAUCCAGUCCUACUCUUCGACCAUGUGAUUCUGGAGACUUGGGGAAGUGGCAAGACAGAAUCACUGUAAAAGCAGGAGAUGAUACACCAGUUGGAUAUUCGGUGCCCAUCAAGCCAAUAGAUUCUGCUAGACAAAAUGGUACCGAUACAACCAGUUACUACUGGUGUAAAUUUUGCAGUUUCAGCUGUGAGUCGUCCAGCUCAUUGAAACUAUUAGAACAUUACAGCAAACAGCAUGGGGGAAACCAGUCAGGAAGCCAUCACCCAGAUAUGAAUGAUAAGCUUUCUAGGGGAUCUGUCAUUAACCAGAAUGAUCUAGCCAAAAAUGCAGAUGGGGAGUUAGUGACAAAGACAGAAAAGGGUGCGAGUGUGGCAAAAAAGAAAGACUUGACUAGCAAAGGAGCAGAGGACAGCAUGGUGACAAGCUACAACUGUCAGUUCUGUGACUUUAGGUACUCAAAGAGCCAUGGCCCAGAUGUAAUAGUGGUGGGCCCACUUCUUCGUCACUAUCAGCAGCUACACAACAUUCAUAAGUGUACCAUUAAGCACUGUCAGUUCUGUCCCCGAGGCCUCUGCAGCCCAGAAAAGCACCUUGGAGAAAUUACUUAUCCAUUUGCUUGCAGAAAAAGUAAUUGUUCCCACUGUGCUCUCUUGCUUUUGCACCUGUCUCCAGGGGUGACAGGAAGCUCUAGAGUCAAACACCAGUGCCAUCAGUGCUCAUUCUCCACUCCUGACGUAGAUGUUCUCCUGCUUCACUAUGAGAAUGCACAUGAAGCCCAAGUGUCUGAUGUCAAACCUGAAACAAAUACCCUGCAAGGCGCAGAUGGGCCGCUGACUCUCAAGGAGAACAAAGAACACUCAUGUACCAAAUGUGACUUUACCACCCAGGUGGAAGAAGAGAUUUCCCGACACUACAGGAGAGUACACAACUGCUACAAGUGCCGUCAGUGCAGCUUCACGGCUGUGGACACACAGUCACUACUCGAGCACUUCAACACCGUGCACUGUCAGGAGACAGACGUCACUACAGCCAAUGGGGAGGACAGUCACGGUGUUUCGGCUAUCAAGGAAGAGCCAAAAAUUGAUCUCAAGGUCUACAGUCUGAUUAAUCCAGACCCCAAAAUGGGGGAGCCCAUGUCUGACAGCAUAGUCAAGAGGGAAAAGAUAGAAGAUAAGGAAGUGCUUAAGGAGAAAGGUUGGACUGACAGUCCCGGUGAUGAUCUUCGCAACGUGCCCUGGAGAGGAACAGACAUUUUGAGAGGGAGCCCAUCAUACACACAGACCAGUUUGGGCUUAUUGACCCCAGUGUCCGUUGGCCAAGAGCAGCCAAAGCCUUUAAGGGAUAGUCCAAAUGUAGAAGCUGCCCAUCUGGCACGGCCCAUGUAUGGCUUGGCUGUGGAGAGCAAGGGCUUCCUGCAGGGGGUGCCGGCCGGAGCAGCGGAGAAAGCCGGGCAGCUCACCCAGCCCUACCCUGGAUCCGGGGAUGGCAAGGCCAAGGAUGAAUCCCAGUCCCUACUGCGGGCUGCUAUCAGUGAUCAGCGAGAGACUGUGUCCAGUACAAAUGAGUCCAAAUAUGCAAGGAGACGUAGAGGCUCGGGUGUUUUUUGUGCCAAUUGCCUGACCACAAAGACCUCUCUCUGGCGAAAGAAUGCAAAUGGUGGAUAUGUAUGCAAUGCGUGUGGCCUCUACCAGAAGCUUCACUCGACUCCCAGGCCUUUAAACAUCAUUAAGCAGAACAAUGGUGAGCAGAUCAUUAGAAGACGAACAAGAAAGCGCCUUAACCCGGAGGCACUUCAGGCUGAGCAGCUAAACAAACAGCAGAGGGGUAGCAGUGAGGAGCAAGUCAAUGGAAGCCCCUUAGAGAGGAGGUCAGAGGAUCACUUAACUGAAGGUCAUCAGAGAGAAAUUCAACUUCCCAGCCUCAGUAAAUAUGAGGCCCAAGGUUCAUUGACUAAAAGCCAUUCUGCUCAGCAGCCAAUAUUGGUCAGCCAGUCUCUGGAUAUUCACAAAAGGAUGCAACCUUUGCACAUUCAGAUAAAAAGUCCUCAGGAAAGUACUGGAGACCCAGGCAACAGUUCAUCGAUAUCAGAAGGGAAAGGAAGCUCAGAGAGAGGCAGCCCGAUAGAAAAGUAUAUGAGACCUGCGAAACACCCAAACUAUUCACCACCUGGAAGCCCUAUUGAAAAAUACCAGUACCCACUCUUUGGACUUCCGUUUGUACACAAUGACUUUCAGAGUGAAGCUGACUGGCUGAGAUUCUGGAGUAAAUAUAAGCUGUCUGUUCCUGGGAAUCCACACUACUUGAGUCACGUGCCUGGCCUACCAAAUCCUUGCCAAAACUAUGUGCCUUAUCCCACCUUUAAUCUGCCUCCUCAUUUUUCAGCUGUUGGAUCAGACAAUGACAUUCCUCUAGAUUUGGCGAUAAAGCAUUCCAGACCUGGGCCAACUGCAAAUGGUGCCUCCAAGGAAAAGAGUAAGGCACCACCAAAUGUAAAAAAUGAAGGUCCCUUGAAUGUAGUAAAAACAGAGAAAGUUGAUAGAAGUACUCAAGAUGAACUUUCUACCAAGUGUGUGCACUGUGGCAUUGUCUUUCUGGAUGAAGUGAUGUAUGCUUUGCAUAUGAGUUGCCAUGGUGACAGUGGACCUUUCCAGUGCAGCAUAUGCCAGCAUCUUUGCACGGACAAGUAUGACUUCACAACUCACAUCCAGAGGGGCCUACACAGGAACAAUGCACAAGCUGAAAAGAAUGGAAAACCUAAAGAGUAAACCUUAGCACUUAGCACAAUUAAACAGAAAUAGGUUUCCUUGAUGGGAAUUCAAUAGCUUGUAAUGUCUUGUGAAGACCUAUAAAGCACUUCAUAUAGAGAGCAUGCCUUAUCCAAUAUUAAACCCCUUGUCUUUUCUUUUUCUUCCUUUUUCUUUU
Phasianus colchicus (ring-necked pheasant) is the source of this 6310-nucleotide messenger RNA. The record is from RefSeq and is a predicted model, not a curated record. Lineage: Eukaryota; Metazoa; Chordata; Aves; Galliformes; Phasianidae.